AAAAGUACAGAGGAGUGCGAUCAUCUUCACAGUAUACUCUUGGCGUGGUUCGUUGGAAUGAAAACGUUCGCAGCAUAACCAUGCUCGCAGAAAGCUCACGGAGCCAACCUCCAUUCGAGAAGCGGCUCGAUGACUACCUAUACGCCCUCAAUGAGAGAGAUGACUUCGCCAUGUCCAUCAUCUUCUUCCACGGGCCCUGUAAUGAUGGAGAGGAAACAGCUAAUUUGUAUUUCCGCGAUUGGGUUUCGAUCUGUCAAAAUGCUAGCGGUGUCGAAGUUCUGUGGCCAACGGCUUGGCUGGCGGAAGACGUGCCAGGUGCCAGGAUAUUUUCUGCCACUUACGAUCUUAGCCUGAAGGUUACAUCGAGAGAAGGGAGACAAGAUUACUACCUAAUAGGAGAAAACUUGUUAGGCAGCAUAUUCCUGCAUGCACAGGAUUACGAGAUGUGGUCAAAACCCGUGGUCUUGGUGGGUCAUUCUCUUGGAGGAAUCGUUAUCAAGGAACUUCUGCUGCAAGCUCACCGAAAUGUGGCCGGCAGUGGCGGAUACGACAAAGGAAGGGUCAAGCAGUUCCUGGACAACAUCAUCCUGAUAUACUACUACUCAACGCCUCAUUCUGGUAUGAGCCUUCGCGUGGAAGGAGAAUCGGGUGGACCCCUCAGCCUUACUUGCACGCCGAGUCGAAUAUGGAAAAAUGCCAGAUUUCUGAACGUGUACCUCUCACGCCUACAGCAGGAGUUCAGGCAGAUGUCUAGCUUGUACAGGAUCGAUGACAAGAGAUGGCGGAAGGCUACAAUUGGAGAAACUUCUAUGACUAAAUGGGACCUAGAGGGAAUACACAAGGUCCUGGUGCCGGAAGGAUCUUGGAGAGGCGAAGAUUGCGACAGUUACAUGACAGCGGACGCCGACCACUUCUCAGUGUGCAAACCGACUAGCAAAACCAGCAACAAUUACAUCGAUCUCCUGAGCCAGAUUGAGGCUUGCCAUUAUCAGCUUCGAAUCACCCAGCACGUUCGGGAAGCAAUCACAAGUGUGAUAGUCUCUAGAGAAACCUCCUUGAAGAAAUUGCCCAGUUUAGACCUGGCCUCGCUCGUAGAUCUAAAGGAACAGCUUCCUUGUUAUCCAGCUACAGCUCUCCAUUCUCAAGUCAUUACACAACAUAGCCGAUCUAGACUACCACCUAUUGAGGGAAAUAUCAAUUGGUACAGAUUCCAUAGAACUCUUGCUAGGCUUAAUGCUAGAGCGGGAUUAUGACGACAUCAAGUAUUAUGCAUCUUCUUUACGCGUAGCUUUACUUCGCCACUGGACGUCGACAACAAUAAAGCAGCAUUUGAGACACAAUGCAACAGGGCUGCGCUGGGUUUCCGCGUUCCGAAGUUCCAGUCGUUGGAGUUGAUUGUUUGAUUCUCGAAUCGAACAAUCAACUCCAAGCCCAAUAUUCAACCUUAGAGUUUACUAGUAGUGUACUAACAGUAAAAAUAGGCCGUCUCGGAAGAUGGUCAUCUGGGAACUUUUGUAA
Messenger RNA from Marchantia polymorpha subsp. ruderalis, 1518 nucleotides. The record is from the annotation of a GenBank genome assembly. Lineage: Eukaryota; Viridiplantae; Streptophyta; Marchantiopsida; Marchantiales; Marchantiaceae.